Messenger RNA from Armigeres subalbatus, 3018 nucleotides. RefSeq lists its product as uncharacterized. The coding region runs from base 1 to 3018 and encodes 1005 amino acids. Gene Ontology annotation, molecular function: nucleic acid binding; protein binding. The record is from RefSeq and is a predicted model, not a curated record. Gene Ontology annotation, biological process: DNA integration. NCBI's taxonomy places the organism in Eukaryota, Metazoa, Arthropoda, Insecta, Diptera, Culicidae. The transcript has 2 exons.
AUGUUAGUUCCCCUUCCGCGAGUGAUCUGCCAUUUCCGAGAACGCCCGAUCGCCUUUGGAGGCGACAUCCAGGAAAUGUAUCACCAAAUACGCAUCAGAUCGGAGGACAAGCAGGCGCAGCGAUUCCUGUUUAGGUCAGGUAGCGAAGAGGCUCCACAGAUAUUCGUGAUGGACGUGGCGACUUUCGGAUCCACGUGUUCGCCCAGUUCAGCGCAGUAUGUGAAGAACGUCAAUGCGAAGCAUUUUGCGAAGAGGUACCCGGAAGCAGCAGAUGCAAUAGUCAAACGUCAUUACGUGGACGAUUACUACGACAGUGUGGACACCGUGGAAGAAGCGAUCAAGAGAGCCAACGAAGUGAGAUAUGUUCAUUCGUGUGGCGGUUUUCGAAUUAGGAACUGGGUGUCUAACUCCAAUGCGUUCCUGCAGGCGGUUGGCGAGCAAAGCGGUGAGUCGGCAGUACACUUUAGCGAAAAUAAGGCUGCAGAGUAUGAACGUGUGCUGGGCGUAAUAUGGGAUACGAUAGAAGACGUCUUCUGUUUUGAGACCGCUUCGAAGUUCGAGUGUUCCAAAGUCCUCCGAGGAGAAGAACGUCCCACCAAGCGGAUGGUACUCAGCAUAGUCAUGGCACAGUUUGAUCCGGCCGGAUUCCUAGCUCUAGUUACCAUCCUGGGUAAAAUGCUGGUGCAAGAUCUGUGGAGAACAGGAUGCCAGUGGGAUGAUGCGGUAGAUGACCUAUCAUACAAAAAGUGGACGCGGUGGACGAGCAUGUUGGCGAAUGUCCAGGCAUUUAAGUUGUCGCGCAGCUACUUCGGCACUGCGAGGUCCGAUGAAAUCCGGGACGUACAGCUGCAUAUAUUUGCGGACGCGGGUGAGACGGGGUAUGGAUGUGUGGCAUAUUUUCGUGCCAUUGUGCGUGGAGAGGUGAAGUGCACGCUAGUGAUGAGCCGGGCGAAAGUUGCUCCCUUGAAACAAGUGUCAAUUCCGCGCCUGGAGCUUCUGGCGGCGGUACUGAGUGCACGGAUGUCACAUACGGUGCGCGAAAACCACAGCAUAUCCAUUAGCAAAGUGGUAUUUUGGAUAGAUGCAGAGGUGGUACUAUCGUGGAUUAGAUCCGACCAGCGCCGCUAUAAACAGUUCGUUGGUUUCCGCAUCGGAGAGAUCCUGAGCUUGACGAGACUAGCAGACUGGCGGUGGGUUCCGACAAGGCUGAACGUUGCAGACCUGCUGACGAAGUGGGGAAAGGAUCCAGAUCUACAUCCGAGUGGUCCGUGGGUACGAGGCCCACAGUUUCUGUACGACCGGGAGGAAAAUUGGCCGAGGAAGAGUUUGCCGCCGGCUAAUACGACUGAGGAACUUCGGGUUCAUCUGUUGCUACACGACGUAAAGAUACCAGCGGUUCUUGUAGACGCGAACCGCUUCUCGAAGUGGACGAUCCUGGUCCGAACGAUAGCGUGCGUGUUUCGAUUUGUGACGAACUGUAGACGGAAAAAAGGGAAACUGCCGAUAGAAACGUUGCGAGCAACGAAAGGUCAGCUGAAGUCGCAUACAUCAAAUGCGGGUGCGUCGGUUCGACUACCACUACAGCAGAAGGAGUACGAGCAAGCAGAGCGAUGCUUGCUGAAGGUAGCGCAGUCGGAGAGUUUUAUCGAUGAGCUGAAGGUGCUGUCGAGGAACAAAGAUCGUCCGGCGAGCCAGUGGAUGGCACUUGAGAAGUCUAGUCCGCUAUACAAGCUGACCCCGCUGGUAGAUGAGUAUGGCUUGAUCAGAAUGGAGGGCCGCGUGGAGCGGGCAGAGUUUCUACCGUUCGACUUGCGGUUCCCAGUUAUUCUUCCGAACGACCACAGAAUUACGAAGCUGAUAGUCCAACAUUACCAUGAGAGGAGUGGCCAUGGAUACCGCCAGGCGGUUAAAAACGAGUUGCGGCAGCUGUACUACAUUCCGCAUGUAGAUGCAGUGGUGAGAAAAGUGUCGGCGGCCUGCGUCUGGUGUAAAGUACAUCGCUGUCGUCCCCAUGCUCCACGGAUGGCUCCACUACCAGUGCAGCGCAUUACGCCGAAUCUUCGGCCAUUUAGCUACGUGGGUGUCGAUUAUCUGGGUCCAUUUGACGUGACUGUAGGGCGUCGAACAGAGAAACGUUGGAUAGCGCUGUUCACAUGCAUGGUGAUACGAGCGGUACAUUUGGAGGUAGCCCACGGAUUGACAACACAGUCCUGUUUGAUGGCGAUACACCGGUUUAUCGGUCGCCGGGGCUGGCCGAUUGAAUUCUUCUCCGACAACGGGACGAAUCUGCGAGGAGCAAGCAAGGAAGUAGUAGAGGUUGUACAGGGCAUCAGAGAUGACUGUGCAGACCAGCUGACGAAUGGGGGCGUCUGGGAGCGGUUGGUGCGUUCCGUGAAGGAGGCGUUAACAGCGUUGAACGAUGGAAGGCGACUGACGGACGAGAUUUUGCAGACGGUAAUCGUUGAGGCUGAGGACAUCGUCAAUUCUCGUCCCCUCACCUACGUGUCGCAACAGAACAACGAGGCAGAAGCACUAACCCCAAACCACUUCUUGAGGGGUGGGUCACCGAAUCAGCCAAGCGGUACACCGCCGCCACCCAAUCCGGCAGUGGCUCUCCGGGACGCCUUCCAGCGGUCCCAGCAAAUAGCCAGCGUGAUGUGGGAUAGAUGGAUCAAGGAGUACGUGCCUUUGCUGAACCGGAGGUCCAAGUGGUUCGGCGAAUCAAGACCGUUGCAAGCAGGAGAUUUGGUGUAUAUCGUAGAUGGUACCAACCGUAAGUGUUGGGUUCGUGGAGUGGUAGAAGAACCCAUAGUGUCCGGAGACGGAAGGGUCCGUCAAGCGUGGGUGCGUACUAGCACCGGAAGGUAUAAGCGAGCGUCAGCGAGGCUGGCCGUGAUAGAAGUUGAGGAAGGUAACCCUGAGCCGGAAGUGGCCUCCGGGGCAGAGUUACGGGCCGGGGAAUGUUCUGGCAACCCUGCCCAGACGCAGCCGCAUCACAACCAAUAUUUGGCCGAUUAG